Messenger RNA from Arabidopsis thaliana (thale cress), 2841 nucleotides. RefSeq names its product potassium transporter 1 (gene KT1). Gene Ontology annotation, biological process: potassium ion transmembrane transport. The transcript is spliced from 9 exons. Lineage: Eukaryota; Viridiplantae; Streptophyta; Magnoliopsida; Brassicales; Brassicaceae. The record is from RefSeq and is marked reviewed. Gene Ontology annotation, cellular component: membrane; plasma membrane. Gene Ontology annotation, molecular function: potassium ion transmembrane transporter activity. Bases 903 to 2681 code for a protein of 592 amino acids.
GUAAACUUGAAAUCGGAAAAAAACUAAAAAAGGAGAAAGAACAAAGCAAUAAAUGAAAACCUGCAAAGUUUCGUCUUUGCACCAAAAAACACAUCACCACUCUCUUCCUCUCUUUCCUCACUUCGCUCUUUCUUCUUCUCCUCCUACUUCCCAACUUCUCUCCUCUCUCUUCACAUUAUUAUAUUCUCUCUGUUUCUUCCAAUCCAAUCCAAUCUCUCUCUCUCUCUCUCUCUCAGAAACUAAACUGAAAUAUUGCAGAGUUUUGAAUACACGGCCAUGAACCAAUCACCAUCUCUUAUCGAACAGGGUAUUUCUCAACAGGUCAGUUUUUUUUUCUUCUGUGUUUCUCAUAGUAACCAAAUCCUCUGUUUUAUCAUGUUCUGUUUCAACUCUGUUCUGUCUGUUGCAAUGAGAAUUUUCUCAAAAAUCACUUUUUUCUUCUGGGUUUUUGAUUUUGGGAACAAUGCGAAUUUAUGUGGUCGAGAUUGGAUUUUCGUAUUUGAAGAAGAAGAACAAGUGGAAGAUUAAGGGUUCUAUUUUUGCUCUGUUUUUGCUUCAUUUUUGGAUUGUUUUCCCAAGUAGGAUUGCAUUUGAAGACUUUGUCUUGUGCCAAUGUUCUUACUUUGGCUUACCAGAGUCUUGGAGUGAUCUAUGGUGAUCUUAGUACAUCGCCACUCUAUGUUUAUAAGACCACUUUCUCUGGGAAACUAAGUCUUCAUGAAGACGAUGAAGAGAUCUUUGGAGUGUUCUCUUUCAUCUUCUGGACAUUUACACUCAUUGCUCUUUUUAAAUACGUUUUCAUUGUUCUCUCAGCAGAUGACAAUGGAGAAGGUGGAACAUUUGCGUUGUACUCGCUUCUUUGUAGAUAUGCCAAGCUAAGCAUUUUACCAAAUCAUCAAGAAAUGGAUGAGAAACUAUCAACAUAUGCAACGGGAAGCCCAGGAGAGACUCGGCAAAGCGCAGCGGUUAAAUCAUUCUUUGAGAAGCAUCCGAAAUCUCAAAAGUGUUUGUUGCUCUUUGUUCUUUUAGGGACAUGUAUGGCUAUUGGUGAUAGUGUCCUCACUCCAACAAUCUCAGUUCUUUCAGCUGUUUCUGGAGUCAAACUCAAGAUUCCCAACCUUCACGAGAAUUAUGUUGUCAUCAUCGCAUGUAUCAUCUUGGUGGCGAUAUUCUCAGUCCAGCGUUAUGGUACGCAUAGAGUCGCCUUCAUUUUCGCUCCAAUCUCCACUGCUUGGCUUCUCUCCAUCAGUAGCAUUGGAGUUUACAACACUAUAAAAUGGAACCCGCGUAUAGUCUCUGCGCUUUCGCCUGUUUACAUGUAUAAGUUCCUUAGAAGCACCGGUGUUGAAGGGUGGGUUUCACUUGGAGGUGUUGUUCUUUCAAUCACAGGUGUUGAGACUAUGUUUGCUGACUUAGGUCACUUCUCUUCUCUGUCCAUAAAGGUGGCUUUCUCGUUCUUUGUAUACCCGUGUUUGAUACUUGCAUACAUGGGUGAGGCUGCGUUUCUCUCUAAACACCAUGAAGAUAUUCAGCAAAGCUUCUACAAGGCGAUACCCGAGCCUGUGUUCUGGCCAGUGUUCAUUGUGGCUACAUUUGCAGCUGUGGUGGGAAGCCAAGCUGUCAUAUCCGCAACGUUUUCGAUCAUAAGUCAAUGUUGUGCACUUGAUUGCUUUCCUCGGGUCAAGAUCAUUCACACUUCAAGCAAAAUACAUGGACAAAUCUAUAUCCCUGAAGUUAACUGGAUGCUGAUGUGUCUUUGCCUGGCGGUCACUAUCGGGUUAAGAGACACUAAUAUGAUGGGUCAUGCAUAUGGACUUGCUGUGACCUCUGUGAUGCUUGUGACUACAUGUUUGAUGACUUUAGUGAUGACAAUUGUCUGGAAGCAAAGAAUCAUUACAGUUCUCGCAUUCGUUGUCUUUUUCGGUUCCAUCGAGCUUCUCUAUUUCUCGUCAUGCGUCUACAAAGUACCUGAAGGAGGUUGGAUUCCGAUUCUCCUCUCUUUGACAUUCAUGGCGGUAAUGUACAUAUGGAACUACGGAACUACAAAGAAACAUGAAUUCGACGUUGAGAACAAGGUCUCGAUGGACCGGAUAGUUUCUCUAGGACCAAGCAUAGGAAUGGUUAGAGUUCCAGGAAUAGGACUGGUCUAUUCGAAUCUUGUGACGGGAGUUCCAGCUGUUUUCGGACAUUUCGUGACGAAUCUGCCUGCGUUUCACAAGAUUCUAGUGUUUGUAUGUGUGAAGUCAGUUCAGGUUCCUUAUGUUGGAGAAGAAGAGAGGUUUGUGAUAAGCAGAGUAGGGCCAAAAGAGUAUGGAAUGUUUAGAAGUGUGGUUAGGUAUGGAUACAGAGAUGUUCCUAGAGAAAUGUAUGACUUCGAAAGCCGGUUAGUAUCUGCAAUAGUCGAAUUCGUUGAAACCGAACCGGGACUUGAAGAAGAAGAAAUGUCGAGUGUUCGGAGAAAGAAAGAGGAAUGUAUGGAGAUAAUGGAAGCGAAAGAAGCUGGAGUAGCGUAUAUACUGGGACAUUCAUACGCAAAGGCGAAGCAAUCAUCGUCGGUGUUGAAGAAACUAGCAGUGAAUGUUGUAUUUGCGUUCAUGAGCACGAAUUGCAGAGGAACAGAUGUUGUGCUUAAUGUUCCUCACACUUCUCUGCUUGAAGUUGGAAUGGUUUAUUACGUCUAAACAGAGUAAUACUUAGCUUUAGCAUAAGAUCAGUACAGUUUUUAGUAGUAGUACAGUAUAUAAGAGAGCUCUAACUUCAUUUUCAGUUGUUUUAGCAGAGAAGUUUAAUGUGUAAAUAUACUUACAGUUAAUGAAGGAAAAUGAAGAAAUGAUAAUUAGA